Messenger RNA from Sinocyclocheilus rhinocerous, 1308 nucleotides. RefSeq lists its product as uncharacterized. Gene Ontology annotation, cellular component: cytosol. The record is from RefSeq and is a predicted model, not a curated record. The transcript has a single exon. Gene Ontology annotation, molecular function: ribonucleoside-diphosphate reductase activity, thioredoxin disulfide as acceptor. Gene Ontology annotation, biological process: deoxyribonucleotide biosynthetic process. Bases 1 to 1308 code for a protein of 435 amino acids. NCBI's taxonomy places the organism in Eukaryota, Metazoa, Chordata, Actinopteri, Cypriniformes, Cyprinidae.
AUGGCACUACUGCACCGUAUGUCGGGAGAGUGUAUUAAGUCCGAGUUGGAUUUGUUCACAGUCCCGCUGACGCAGACGGUUAUAGAGAAAAACGCCUAUUUAGAAGUACCGCCUUUAUCGGCUAUAUCGGACUCAUCGCCUUUGGAGUUUUUUAUCGCGGGGACCGGGGAAGAUUACAUCGACCUAAAUAACACGUUGGUGUUUCUACGUCUUAAAAUCACAAGACCUAAUGGGGGUGACAUCCCAGAUCCAGCAAAGGUAGCCCUAAUAAAUUACCCCGGAGCUACUAUAUUUUCACAAGUCGACGUCAGUCUCGGCGAUCGCCUGAUAUCUCAGAGUUCGAGCACUUACCCUUACCGAUGUAUCGUCGAGAGUCUUCUCAACUAUAGCAAAGAUGCGCUGGAAUCGCUUUUCUCGGCAGGUCUGUUUUUCAAAGACACGGCGGGUCACAUGGAUGAAACCGAUCCUGUGGGGCGUAACGCAGGGCUGACCAAGAGAUCGCUCUACACUACCGGGAGCAAGGUUGUGGAGCUGCUGGCCCCUAUUCACAGUGAUAUUUUCUUUCAAGAAAAAUUAAUGCUAAACGGCGUCGACAUAAAAAUACGAAUGAUCAGAGGCAAAGACGAAUUCUGUCUGAUGAGCGACGAUGCCUAUAAAUUAAAUAUAGUGUCGGCCUCCCUUUUUGUCAAGAAAGUAUCCGUAUCACCAUCCGUGAGACUGGCACAUGCCCAGGCGUUGCUCUCAACCACUGCCAAGUACCCCAUAGAUAGGGUAUGCCUAAAAAUUUUCUCCAUACCUGCUGGAUCCCGAGUAUCAAAUCAGGAAAAUUUGUUUUUGGGGACGUUACCAAAAUCUAUCGUCCUGGCUAUGGUGGAUAACGAUGCGUUCAGCGGAUCCUACGAGAAAAACCCGUUCACGUUCAAACAUUACGAUUUGGAGUUCCUGGCCGUCUACGUAGAUGGACAGCAAUUUCCCGCCAAACCUCUCCAGCCAGACUUUACCUCAGGAUCUGCCGUACGCGAAUUUUAUCAGUUGGCGACCGCGACCGCGACCGGGAGACAUCUUAAAAAUCAGCCCCUCUCUAUCAACAGGGAUGAUUUUCUGAAAGGCUACUCGCUUUACGCCUUUAACCUCACGCCUGACGAAGACUGCGGUCAGCACAUAUCGCUCAUCAAGUCCGGGAAUAUCAGACUCGAAGCGCGCUUCAGACAACCGUUACCUCAUACUAUUAAUCUCGUCGUUUACGCAGUGUUUGACAGUAUCAUCGAAGUGUCUAACCGCAGACAGGUUCUGGUCGAUUACUACUGA